Molecule: messenger RNA, 2264 nt
Organism: Camelina sativa (false flax)
Lineage: Eukaryota; Viridiplantae; Streptophyta; Magnoliopsida; Brassicales; Brassicaceae
Source: RefSeq, a predicted model, not a curated record
UAGUUGUUUCGUCUACCUCAAACCUCCCCCUUGGGGUUUUAGGGAUUUCUAUCUGUUCGUCAAUGGCUUCUACUGCUUCUUCUUCUCUUCUCUUUCCCUCUAGAAAUUUCAAAUCUGUUCCAUUUUGGAGAAGAAGUUUCGUGUCUUUUAUCCGUUUUGCUAAGAAUCCUUCUGCGGAGGAGGACAUUCUCCGUUUCGUGGCGGAAUCCGAUGGGAAGGCGCUUCCAUGUGUGCGGACUUACGAGAACAAUUCAGCUCGGCUCAGUCUCGUUGCUACAGUAGCUUUUGAUCAGGCUUUGACUGCGGCUGCUGCUGACGGUGGUGAAGCUGCCGAUGAUAAUCUUCGCGAGAAUGUCCCUGUUAUGGUGGUCGAGACUGUUUUCCCCGGAGGAUCUGACCCUAAGGCUACUGUGUCUACCAGAUUGUUCUUGCCUACUAAGAAAGUUAAAGAGCGAGCUAAAAAGCUGCGGCGGUCUCUUUCCGAGGAUCUUUCUAGUGGGGAUUUGUCCAAGAACAUACUUGCUAUGACUUUUAGGCAAGUUGUUUUGAGACAACUGUGGAACUUUCAGCUUGUGUUAUUUGGACCUGGAGCUGAAAGACAAAUGGGAGAUUUCGAAAACCCUCGAGAGCAGGUUUCUACAUCCUUCACCCUUAGCUCAUCCGAUGAACGGGCUAUAUCUGUUAUUGCAGAAGUUAUAUGCAUCUUCGCUCUUCAAAGCACUGAGAAGAGUUUCCUUGAUGAUUAUCUGGAAAAAGUUAAGUUUCCCUUUUUGAAGUGGUUCUCUAAACACAGGAGGAUUGCGUCAAGAGACAGCUCAGUUGUCCUUCAUAAGGUAUUUGAUGAUGAGCAGAAUACCAACCACUUGCUUGAGUAUUACCAGUCAAGGGAGGAGAAAUUCAAACUUGCAGACACUAGGCAAAGAAGUCGGUGGUGGAACAUGUCUGCCAAUUCGAAAUCGGAAAAAAUUGGUGGCCCUGGAUUUAGUACUUGGGCAAGUGAGUAUUUACCUGCAUAUCGACUAGAGAUUGAUACUACAAUACUUGCGGACCUAAAGCUCGAGGGUUGGAGAAAGUCCAGCGAGAAUAAGUGGGAGGUUCUUCUAACACAUUCCCAAAUGGUUGGAUUGGCUGAAGCAUUGGAUAUUUACUUUGAAGAUGUAUACUCACUGCCCCAAAAACAGCUACCGUGUGAUGUUUCUGGAAAUUAUGCAAACUUACCCAAUGAAAAGAGAGGACUGUCUUUGUUGAAAAUCCUAUCUGUCACUGUGGCCAGUGGAAUUCUUCUUCUUGCUGUUAGUGCUGCGGCUCAGUUCUGUUUUCCUCAGAAAGGCGAGAGAAAGUAUCCUGGAAAAAGCGAAGAUAUCAUAUUGUCCGAGAGUGAGUUGUUAUCUCAUCAAUCUUCAGAUUCCUCUAAGUUGGAUUCAUUCUGCGGAUUGCUCGUCAACAAGCUCAAGGAUGCUUACAGCUGGGUGGGGGAGAUAACCCUAGAAAGCAGCAUAGGUGCCUGGAUUGGGGAAGUACCUGAUUAUUUGAAAGAAACCAGCAGAGCUAAGUCUGUUGAAGAUCACAUCGUUACAAGCUCUUCUCUUCUCGAAAAACUCAAUGAAGAUGCCAAGGCAUCUGCCCAAGAUAUCGCUACUUACCAGGUAGUGUUAUCACCUGAAGGUAAAAUUAUAGGGUUCCAACCAACAAGCCGGGUUGCUGUGAACCACUGGGCUGCUAAUCCUUUAGCUAAAGAACUUUAUGGAGGAAAAAAACUGUCGCCUGGGCUGAUUGAGCCUGGUCUGAAGAGUCGCCCUCCCACAGAUGUAGUUGUGCUGGAAUUGUUAAUGUCUGUAAAUUCAGAUCGUCCUUUUGCAUUGGUUAGACCAUUAUUACCACAAUAACCAUAGCCUUAAGUUCCUGUCUCUUUAGAUGAGUUUUUACAAUAUCUGUAGUAUAUGAUUUAUUGUUUAUAACAUUUUGGCGUCUAUGGAAUACAAAUGCCUUGAGCUUAUUAUUCAGAAGAUGCUGAAGAUUUUGAGCUCUUUGGAAAAGAAAAGAAUCAACAAACCCACACUAAAGGAUAAACUAGGAGCAAGAUUGGUGAUCUCAUUGAACAAAGGUCCUGAUUUGUAUUAAGAACAAUAACGAUAACCGUUCCAACCUUCGGGUUACAUAAUUUGUCAUCUGCAUUAUAUCACAGAAGAGAGUCGAAAAUGCAUCAAAAUAUAUAAACCGGAAUGUUAGUAAAUAUGCCUUCACCUCCACAGACUGAAUCUUUA